AUGGAUGUGCUAUCACAUGAUGACUUCGUCCAUGACUUGUCACCCUUUGGGCGAUCUGAUAUGCUCGCAGAAAACCCCUCCCCAAACUCCCGACACAACCCGCAGUCCUCUUCUUCUCCAAUCUACAGACACCGCUGCUCCGACACGGGCGCAUGGACGCUGGAGCUCCCCUGCUCAGCUUCACUGCGCUGUCCCCUGCUCUCCCGCGCGUCCUCCUCCGCCGCCGCGGCUGCCUACGCCGUCGCUCCCUCCGACCUCGCGCAGCUCCCCUGCCCCCCUUGCCUGCCUCCUAAAUCUCCCCUCUUUCACCCCCAAAAUCGCUUCUUCUUCCUCCCGCUGCGUCUCCUGCUUGCGCGCGACGGCGACACGUCCUCCGCGUUGCCCCCGGCCCCGGAGGAGGCACGGGGAAAGCAGCAGUGGCUCGCGCUGUGCUUGCGCCACCUCAGGUGCGCAUGGGCCUAUGCGCCGGUCGCCGCCUCGGCCAUGCGCCAGUCGCAAAGGAGGAGGAAGGGGAUUCCGUUCGCCGCCUCGGCCGUGCUCCUCGAGUCCCUGCUCUUUGGGCCCCUCCUCACCUCCCUCAUCAAGAAGCAGAACAACAUGGCGAAGAUGCUGCAGUGCACUGUGAUCCCGACCUGCCGCAGGGUUCUUCCCGGAGUACCCUCUCUCUGUACAAGCAAAAGCAGCUGAGUAACAACACAUGGCAGGGACAACUAUGACAGAUAAAUGAGGAGGAAGCAAGCAAGUUCUGCGAAGGUAAUCUUGUAGAGAAUAGGAAGAAGCAAGCAAGUUAUUCUUUCGGUUUUGGCCUCGGGCUAAUGAUUGUGUGGAUGUAAGGAUGUUUCUCUAAUCAGCGAUUA
Triticum dicoccoides is the source of this 857-nucleotide messenger RNA. RefSeq lists its product as uncharacterized. Lineage: Eukaryota; Viridiplantae; Streptophyta; Magnoliopsida; Poales; Poaceae. The transcript is spliced from 4 exons. The record is from RefSeq and is a predicted model, not a curated record. The coding region runs from base 1 to 687 and encodes 228 amino acids.